AUGACGCUCGCGACGUUGGCGCAGGCUGCGAGUGUCGCGUACGCGCUUCCGGGCGUCUUGGUGCCACUCAUCUUCGGUGGAGUCGGCGCAGGCACCGUGCAUCGCAAAGCCGUUCUUGCAGCUCACUGCGGCCCAGAGCCUCUUGAAGAGCAUGCGCGCAAGACCGUCGACGCCUUCGCAGAGAACAACAACGAAGUGCAGCUGGUGAACAGCGUGAAGCUGGCGCUGCGGUUGCUGUUUCAAAUCAUGUUCAUGACGGCGCUUGUGUUUGUGCUGUCGGCCGUGUGCGGACAAAACAGCACCGUGAACGUGCUGCGCUCCUUUGAUGAGGCCGCGCUGGACGACGCAAUGGCCCGCGUGUGCCCAAGCGAUUUCACUUUCACCCUCACCGCUGAGGGCCCCUUUCGCUUCAACCAACACGUGCCCUACCGCGUUACCACCAAGCAGGCGUGGGACUUGCUUCCAGAGGCUGUGCAGCGCGCAAUAUCAUCACCGCCUCCAUCACCAGCGACCAGGGCUGGCACUGGUGCGGGUACGAGCACAGCUUCAACCUCCACCGCACCGCCAACACCACCAGCACCAAGUGGCGGCCGUGCACCCAGGCUCACAUGGUUCCAGUGGCUUCGGCACGUGUUGUUGUCACGCCCCAUUGACCAGCUGCUUCCAAGCGACGACGCUAACACCGCGUUUCAGAGGGACGGCAGCACUUCCAACACGAGUGGUGACAACGGCGACGACGACGGCGACACGUGCUUGCUCGCCAUCUACAGGACGGAGCAUCAGCGCAAGCAGUACGAGGGCGUGCGCAGCCCGUUCACCACCACGUGCACCAUCGCCGUCGUGCUUGCCGACCGACACGUGUACUACGACGACUGGGAGGACGUUGUGUUUGAUAUCCCGCCACUGGAAGUGGAUGGCUUCGAUGAGCCCAUGGAUAUCCCCUUUGACUGCCGCCUUCUCACCGCCAUUGUCAAUGAAUACGUGCGUCCGUUUGCCGCCAAGCGCUCCGUCCGCCUCACUGUCGCCGGCGGCAUCCUGGGCGUCACCGCGGCGCUCUCUGCACUGCACACGCUGCUCAUGCUGCUGAUUGUGGCGAGCGUGGGCCGCGCCGUCGUUGCCGGUGUCAUUGGUGCGCCGCACGUGCCCGUGCUCGACUGGAUGCAGCUGUGCCUCUACUCGGGCCUGUUUGUGCCGGCACUUCUCGAUGCGCCUUGGCUGUAUGGGCAGCUGCUCGUGUACUGGGUGAUGACACACAUGCCGGCCGGGCGUGUCACCACCCACCUGCACUACCUGGUGCGCCCCAUGCUCAUCCUCCUCUACACGGAGCUGCAAACCGUUGACAUGCCGAUGAAGAGUGCCGUCGACUUUGGGCUGAGGGGUGUGAUGGCAGUUGCGUUUGCCGCGUUUGCGCUGCGGAAUCACCAUCGCGCCGCGGCCGAGAGAGAUCGCGUCCAGGCCGGAGCACAACAACAACAACAACAACAACAACAACAACAACAACAACAACAACAACAACAACAACAACAACAACAACAACAACAACAGCAGCAGCAGCAGCAACAACAACAACAACAAUAGCGAUGCUUGCAUGUGCGCGCGCGUGUGCUUGACAGAACACGACACAAGUUACACCAAGAGUCGUGAUUUGAUGGAUUCACAUCACAAUGAAUAAAGAUUGUGUAUGUGUCACACGCG
Messenger RNA from Salpingoeca rosetta, 1695 nucleotides. RefSeq lists its product as uncharacterized. The coding region runs from base 1 to 1578 and encodes 525 amino acids. NCBI's taxonomy places the organism in Eukaryota, Choanoflagellata, Craspedida, Salpingoecidae. The record is from RefSeq and is a predicted model, not a curated record. Gene Ontology annotation, biological process: regulation of transcription by RNA polymerase II. Gene Ontology annotation, molecular function: transcription cis-regulatory region binding. Gene Ontology annotation, cellular component: nucleus. The transcript has 3 exons.